This is a messenger RNA of Cuscuta epithymum, 1150 nucleotides long. Lineage: Eukaryota; Viridiplantae; Streptophyta; Magnoliopsida; Solanales; Convolvulaceae. The record is from the annotation of a GenBank genome assembly.
GUUUCCAAUUUUCAAAUUGGUAAAAUACUAAAAUCCAAAAUCAACCAACGAAGGUUAAAGCCUAAAGUCUGUCCGUCUUGGCCGACUGGUCGUUUUGCCCAAACGCUGCAAGCCUUCAAUUCUGCAAAGCCGUCUGUGUACAUACUUCAUAAACUUCCGAUCCACGAUGGUUGGGGAUCAUAGCUCCUGGUCGAGAGCGUUGACGCAGAUCUCUCCCUACACCUUUUCAGCUAUCGGUAUUGCCAUCUCCAUAGGCGUUUCAGUAUUAGGAGCUGCUUGGGGGAUCUAUAUAACCGGAAGUAGCUUGAUUGGCGCUGCCAUCAAAGCUCCUCGCAUUACCUCCAAAAAUCUCAUCAGUGUAAUUUUUUGUGAGGCAGUUGCUAUAUAUGGUGUCAUUGUGGCUAUCAUACUCCAAACAAAGCUUGAGAGUGUCCCUGCCUCCCAGAUCCAUGCACCAGAGUCCAUUGCAGCUGGCUAUGCAAUUUUCGCGUCAGGGAUAAUUGUUGGCUUUGCCAAUCUUGUGUGCGGGAUAUGCGUUGGAGUGAUUGGAAGCAGUUGUGCUUUAUCUGAUGCACAAAACUCUACACUUUUUGUUAAGAUUCUGGUGAUUGAGAUAUUCGGUAGUGCAUUGGGCCUCUUUGGAGUUAUAGUAGGAAUAAUCAUGUCAGCUCAAGCAACUUGGCCAUCCAAGGCUUAGUGAGUUGUGCUUCAGAUGUGCACAAGAAAGAAUAUUAAGCCAGACAAAGUCAUACGGAAUACGAAUAGGUUUGCGGCGUGCCAAUGAGGAUCUUGUAGUCCAAAUUUUGUUCCAUUCUGUGUGCCACUCUUUGUUGUUGGUUAGAUAGAAUGUGAAAAUAAAGUACAUGUUGUUUAUGGUUGUACGAGUAUCGUGUUUCCCGUGAAUGUAUAUUUGCAAGUUAAGAUGCCUUUUGUUUCUCCAGUUUACCUGUUGGUAUAUUUGCAAGUCAAACUGCCUACAAGCAAAUGAUUCUCUGUUGGUUAACUUGGUUUGUCCCUUGGCUAAUAUGUUUGGGCCAUUUAAUGUUUUGGUAUCCGCUGUUAUCUUCUGUUGUUUUAUCAUUUCAUAAAUUUUGUUUUCAAUUUUAUUGAUGGAUGAGAUGGUUCUCAUGGUUAAGGAGUUGAAGUUCAC